AAUGGACAUGAACAACCGCCGCGAUCGAUGCCGGGAGACGCUUCCCUCGACUCUCUUCGAGGAGUUCGUCCAGGACGACGUGCGUACACUGCGCACCUGGUUAACCGACCUCUUCCUCAACCUUGGCCUCUACAACAAGCCUAUGCCUGCCCUCUGCCACCUUGGCACUGCAGACAAGCCUCUUGGGUUGAUUCUGGGCUGCAUUGCUGGCAACAAACUGCUGCGCAUGCCGUUGAUCGUCAAGGAGCGAGCUGGUGAUCUGGUUCCUGGCAGUCAAGAGUAUAUGGAACUGGUGGACCUUCGGGUCGAAAAGAAGAACCUGUACGCCAUGCUCGGGAAGGUUGACGCCCACGGCAAGCCCUGGGGUCUUCUGGAGUGGGAGAAAGACUUCCUCGAGCGUGCGGCUGACGACAGUCGCGCCGGCAUGUGGCUCAGGCAGUUCAGCUGCCUCCCUGCUCUCCUCAGGAUAAUGUAG
Messenger RNA from Alternaria novae-zelandiae, 475 nucleotides. RefSeq lists its product as uncharacterized. The record is from RefSeq and is a predicted model, not a curated record. The annotation marks the transcript as partial. The transcript has a single exon. NCBI's taxonomy places the organism in Eukaryota, Fungi, Ascomycota, Dothideomycetes, Pleosporales, Pleosporaceae.